CUUUGGGCCCCGGCGCGGCUCGCGGAAAUCGGAUAAACCCAUUGAGAAUGUCCGAGAACCGUGAUGACAAGCCUCACCCAAGCGAUUCAGAGCAAACCCUGGAAGAUGGUGUAGACAGGGCUGAUGAAUCGGUCCGGAAGAGGAUCCGGCAGAGCACUCCCAGCCCGCAGAGACUGCCACGGCCUCAGUCUAGCCCUCCUCGCUUUGUGUCUGUGGAUGAACUCAUGGAGACUGUCAAAGGAGUUACUAAUAUGGCGUUGGCCCACGAAAUUGUCGUGAAUGGGGACUUCCAGAUAAAACCAACAGAACUUCCAGAAGACAGCUUGGAGAAGAGAGUCAGGGAGAUUGUCCAUAAAGCCUUCUGGGAUUGCUUAAGUGUCCAACUAAGUGAAAAUCCACCAACUUAUGACCAUGCCAUCAAGCUUGUUGGGGAGAUCAGAGAGACCCUCUUAUCUUUUCUGCUGCCUGGUCACAGUAGAUUGAGAAACCAGAUCAGAGAAGUCCUCGAUCUGGACCUGAUAAAGCAGGAGGCGGAGAAUGGAGCCCUGGACAUUUCCAGACUGGCUGAAUUCAUCAUUGGGAUGAUGGGAACGCUCUGUGCCCCAGCUAGAGAUGAGGAGAUUAAGAAACUGAAGGACAUUAAGGAAAUAGUUCCCCUUUUCAGGGCAAUGUUUUCCGUGCUAGACCUAAUGAAGGUAGACAUGGCUAACUUUGCUGUUACUAGCAUUAGGCCGCAUCUCAUGCACCAGUCAGUUGAAUAUGAAAGGAAGAAGUUUCAAGACUUUUUCGAGAAACAACCAAAUGCCCUUGACUUUGUCACCCAGUGGCUAGAAGAGGCCUCCGAAGACCUCAUUAAUCAGAGGAACAAAAAUUCCCUGAUGGCCGGGGUGGGGGCCCCGGGCUCAGAAGAGAUGGCCCCACCAUGCCCUCUGAGUGUCCAGAACCACGCCUACAUGAAGCUGCUGAAGUGGGACCAUCUGCACAGACCCUUCCCCGAAACUGUCCUGAUAGACCAGCCCCGCUUCCAAGAGAUGCAGCAGGAACUCGAGAAGCUCAGUGUGGUGGGAGCGACCUUGCUGGUCACUUAUAGCGCCUCGGCCCCAGGGGUGUCCAGCCUAGCAGGCUUUGCUGAGAAACUCAAGAUGGUUGUGCAGGUCCUGCUGACAGAUAUGCAUCUGCCAUCCUUUAAUCUGAAUGAAGCCCUUGCCACCAUUGGCGAGAAGGUGUGUGCGGAGGUGGCUGGCUGCCUGGCCCAGUGUGGAUUCACCCCUUUCAGUGCCGACAAGGAGACUGCCCUCAAAGGACAGAUCCAAGCAAUUGCCAGCCCUGAUGACCCCAUUCGCAAGCUUGUGGAUGCCAGAAUCCAGGCCUUUUUGGAGGCUUACCUUGCUUCUGGUCUCCAGAAGUCCCUCCCUGCAAUUCCUGGGGGCUUAGGGCCCAUCCAAAAGGAAUUGGAAGAAGUGGCCGUGAAGUUUGCUCGUCUGGUCAACUACAACAGGAUGGUUUUCAGUCCUUACUAUGACACCAUUCUCAGUAAGAUAUUGAAGCCCGAGGGCUCUCGAGUCUCAGUCAGCUUGUAGAGGGUCCCACCCCUGCCAGCAGCAGCAGCAGCAUUUAUUUAGUUGGCUACCAACCCCUGUUCUCUACUGUAAUGUUGCUUUGGAAAAUGGCUUCCUCUUUAAUACAUUCCUCUUUCUCAGCAUUGA
Messenger RNA from Trichosurus vulpecula (common brushtail), 1706 nucleotides. RefSeq names its product t-complex 11 like 1 (gene TCP11L1). Lineage: Eukaryota; Metazoa; Chordata; Mammalia; Diprotodontia; Phalangeridae. The coding region runs from base 48 to 1580 and encodes 510 amino acids. The record is from RefSeq and is a predicted model, not a curated record. The transcript is spliced from 10 exons. Gene Ontology annotation, biological process: signal transduction.